Messenger RNA from Limanda limanda (common dab), 1770 nucleotides. RefSeq names its product zinc finger protein 703-like. The record is from RefSeq and is a predicted model, not a curated record. The transcript has 2 exons. The coding region runs from base 1 to 1770 and encodes 589 amino acids. Gene Ontology annotation, cellular component: nucleus. Lineage: Eukaryota; Metazoa; Chordata; Actinopteri; Pleuronectiformes; Pleuronectidae. Gene Ontology annotation, biological process: negative regulation of DNA-templated transcription.
AUGAAAUAUCUCCCUCCUGGAUCAGCUCGUGUCAGUCAGCGGAUCGUGCUCAGUGAGACCCCCGACAGAAGAGACCCUCGUCCCGGUGCAGUGGUCUCCUUGUUGACCCCUCUGGACCCACUCCGUCAGUCGAAGCGGCUUCCUAUCCGAGUCCUCACCAUGUUGACUGCGCACACUGGACACUUGCUGCACCCGGAAUAUUUACAGCCUCUGACGUCCGCACCAGUCAGCAUCGAGCUGGAUGCCAAGAAAAGCCCAUUGGCCCUGUUGGCGCAGACCUGUUCUCAGAUCGGUAAAUCAGACCCUCCAUCUUCCUCAAAGCUGGGCUCCUCCUCCAGCCAGGGGGACAAGGAGCCCAGCAGCCGCUCGUCCAUCUCCAUCCUGAAGCUCAGGGAGCGCCGCCCCUCUGUGGAGGACAAAUCCAGCUUCAAGCCCUACAACAAAGGCAACGGGGACUGUCGCAGGGACGGAGUCACCAGCAGCAGCGAUAAAGUUGCGUUCAGAGUGCCCAGCAAUAAUGCUACCACUAAUGGAAAUUCAACCAGUGGCCUGCAGUCCUACCCUCCCCACGCUCCCUCACCAGGUUCGAGAGCCAGCAGCGGCUCCCCAUCAGGACAAGCUCAGCAACAGCAGCCGCCUCAGAAGCAGAGCCAGUCCCCUGGUGGACAGCCCACGUCACACUGUCAGACGCCCAAUAGCGAAGCUGCACAUGAGCGGGGCAGUCCCUCCAGCACGAGCAGCAGCAAUAAUAAUCCUCCCAAAAAAGACGCUGAUGUAAACAAGGCCGGCUCAGAGAGUCCACACCAUGCGAACUCCAGCCACGUCCGAGCCAGCAGAAACUGCAGUAAUGGCAGCUCUGAUGGUUCCAACCAUGACGGAGGUAAAGCGGAGUCUGCCCAGCCUAACCACAGCUCUGGACAUAUUACUCCCAUUUCCCCUUACAAGACAAGCCAACCACUCUUCCCCCACCCCUCAUCAAACAUGGGCUACCAUGGAUCUGUAGUUGGGGCGUACGCAGGCUACCCGUCUCAGUUUGUUACUGGGCUGGACCCAACAAAGUCGGGCCUCGGUGUUGGGAGCAUGGCCCACCCAGGGAAGCACCCGAGCUCCAGCCCUCUCACGGGUUCCUCCCCUCCUUCCCUCAUGCAGGGUUUAUGCAGGGACCCCUACUGUCUAAGCUACCCAAGUAUGUCCCAUCUCGGCGGAAGCAACUGCAACUCCUGCAUCCACGACCCUUCCUCCAGCCUCAAGUCAGGCUUCCCGUUGGUGUAUCCCUCCCACCCGCUCCACUCCCUCCACCAAAGCUCCCUGUCAUCCAGCGCGUCCUCCUCCCUCUCCCAUCCACUCUACACGUACGGCUUCAUGCUCCCCAACGACCCCCUGCCUCACGCCUGUAACUGGGUCUCAGCUGGGGGGCCAUGCGACAAACGCUUCCCAACUUCAGAUGAGCUUCUGGCUCACCUCCGCACACACACAGCACUCUCUAUAGGAAUGGACAGUAAGAUGCUCUCUGUUUCCUCCUCUGGACCUGCCUCUUGCCACCUUCACCUCCCCCAGCAGAGCAGUCCGGGCUCCAUGCACAGCUCCCUAUCGCUCAGGCCUCCUCCAAGUAUGGGUUUAGCUCGCUAUCACCCCUACAGUAAGGUCCACCUGCCCCCUGGUCCCCCCUCCAUCUCCCUGCACUCUCUGCCCACCACAGGCCCGUACUACCCACACUACGCUCUCUACAGUCAAAGACUUGGAUCCGCAUCUGCACUGGGAUACCAGUGA